Messenger RNA from Alosa sapidissima (American shad), 2282 nucleotides. RefSeq names its product b(0,+)-type amino acid transporter 1-like. Gene Ontology annotation, biological process: amino acid transmembrane transport. Gene Ontology annotation, molecular function: L-amino acid transmembrane transporter activity. Gene Ontology annotation, cellular component: membrane. The record is from RefSeq and is a predicted model, not a curated record. The transcript has 13 exons. The coding region runs from base 135 to 1607 and encodes 490 amino acids. NCBI's taxonomy places the organism in Eukaryota, Metazoa, Chordata, Actinopteri, Clupeiformes, Clupeidae.
UGCACACAGACACAGACACACACACACACUCAGUUACUCAGCCCUGUGUGGACGUGAAGGCAGCACUCAGCAGAUCUCUCCUCCAGCUAGACGGUGUUCUGCGUCUCUCCUGCAGAGACUGAAGGGUCAGGUAGAUGGACAAGAAACCUGUAAAGAAGACAAGUGUGCAGAAUGGCAGUGCCCCCCUCUCACACCCCCCAAAGGAGGAGAAAGCCACCAUGCUUCAGAAAGAGGUAGGCCUGGUGAGCGGAGUGUGUUUGAUCGUGGGGACGAUGAUUGGUUCCGGAAUCUUCAUCUCCCCAAAAGCCGUGCUGGUUGGAACAGGAGCCGUGGGACCCUGCCUGUGUGUGUGGGCCGCCUGUGGAGUACUCGCAACACUGGGGGCCCUAUGCUAUGCAGAACUGGGCACUAUGAUCCCGAAGUCCGGUGGUGAGUAUCCGUAUCUGAUGGAGGCGUUUGGGCCAGUUUGGGCGUUCCUCUAUUCCUGGACCACCAUCCUCAUCGUGAAGCCUGCAUCCUUCGCCAUCAUCGCCCUCAGCUGUGGCGAGUAUGCCGCCACACCCUUUUACCCAGGAUGCACCCCUCCUCUGCUCGUCACCAAGAGCUUCGCCGCCGCCACCAUCUUUCUGAUCUGCCUGGUGAAUUGUCUGAGUGUGAAGUUGGCCAGCUACAUCCAGAACUUCUUCACUGCUGCCAAACUCUUCAUCAUCCUCAUCAUCGUGGUGGCUGGGAUUGUGCUACUGGCUCAGGGAAACACACAGAACCUGACAAAUGCAUUUGACGGGGGGGCCACUUCUUUUGGAGCCAUAGGACUGGCUUUCUACAACGGCCUUUGGGCUUAUGGUGGGUGGAAUCAGCUGAACUUUAUCACAGAGGAGCUGAAAAAUCCCCACAGAAACAUGCCACUGGCCAUCAUCAUAGGUAUCCCUCUGGUGACUGUGUGUUACGUGCUCGUCAACAUCGCCUACUUCAGCGCCAUGACGCCCACUGAGCUUCUGCAGUCUCCCGCUGUCGCUGUGACGUUUGCUGACCGCGUGCUGUACCCCCUGUCAUGGGUGGUGCCUCUCUUCGUGGUCUUCUCCACGUUUGGGGCGGCCAAUGGGAGCUGCUUCACCGCAGGCAGGCUGACGUAUGUGGCUGGGCGGGAGGGUCACAUGAUAAAGAUUCUGUCCUACAUCAGUCUCAAAUACUACACCCCAGCUCCUGCUCUCAUUUUUAACGGAUUCCUGGCCUUCCUGUACAUUCUCCCAUCGGAUAUCAACACUCUGAUUAACUACUUCAGCUUCGCCAGAUGGGGCUUCAGUGGCCUCACGGCCCUCGCUCUCAUAGUCAUGAGAUUCACACGGAGAGACCUGCACAGACCUGUUAAGGUCCCGGUGAUGAUUGCGGUGUUGGUGGUGGUGGUGUCUGUGUACCUGGUGUUGGCCCCAAUCAUAGAUAAGCCAGAGCUGGAGUAUCUCUACUGCACCAUCUUCAUCCUCAGUGGCCUCAUCUUCUACCUGCUCUUCAUCCACUACAAGUUCCAGUGGAGUCACACAAUCAUGCGGCCAAUCACCAUGCACCUGCAGCUGCUGAUGGAGGUGGUUCCCCCAGAGAAGAUGAACUGAAGAGCAGCACAAUACCCCCCCCCCCCCCCCACACACACACACACACACACACAAAUCAGUCAAAAAAAUGCAUUCUUGCUGAAAAGGGAAUCAAUACUGCAGGGUCAGGUUAUGCCACCAGAGCACAUACUGUCAUACUGUCAUUUGGAGAAAUGACUACAGUGUGUCCAGACUAUUCAGAAGCGUCCUUGUUUGUUCAGAUCAUGAAAACCCAUAUAGGGGUGUCUAGACCAUUUAGACCCAUAUAGGGAUCUAGACCAUUCAGACCCAUAUAGGGAUCUAGACCAUUCAGACCCAUAUAGGGAUCUAGACCAUUCAGACCCAUAUAGGUGUCUAGACCAUUCAGACCCAUAUAGGAAUCUAGACCAUUCAGACCCAUAUAGGUGUCUAGAUCAUUCAGACCCAUAUAGGUGUCUAGACCAUUCAGACCAAUAUAGGGGUGUCUUGAUCAUUCAGAGUCAAAUUAGCGUCUCUGGAGAAUUCAGAACCAAACAAUAAGUAUUCUUCCCCUGGGCAUAUGCUACUGGACACACAAGCUGAUGCCAAUCCCAGCACUCACAGGUUGGGUCUAGCAGUGCUGUGCAUUCUAAUGAAUAUAGUGACAUGUUGUGUAAUGUGUUCUUUAUCAUUUAUUACCGUUGUUGAGAAAAGAGAGCAAUAAAUGUAUAAGGCCAA